AUGUCGAACGCGGGCACCCGCAGGGCCGGCUCCAGCAUCAAAGUCCGCCUCACAGUGGAAUCUGCUAACCUUUUCCUUUUUCUCGCAGUGCUUUGUGCCAAGAAUCUCGCAAAGAAAGAUUUCUUCAGGCUUCCUGACCCCUUUGCAAAGAUUGUGGUGGAUGGGUCUGGUCAGUGUCAUUCCACCGACACUGUGAAGAACACCUUAGAUCCCAAAUGGAACCAACAUUACGAUUUAUACGUUGGAAAAUCAGAUUCUAUCACCAUCAGUGUCUGGAAUCAUAAGAAAAUUCACAAAAAACAGGGAGCUGGCUUCCUGGGAUGCGUCCGACUUCUUUCCAAUGCCAUCAGCAGGCUAAAAGAUACGGGAUACCAGCGUUUGGAUCUAUGCAAACUAAAUCCUACAGACACGGAUGCAGUCCGAGGCCAGAUAGUUGUCAGCCUACAGACACGAGACAGGAUAGGCACAGGAGGGUCUGUGGUAGACUGCAGGGGGCUCUUGGAGAAUGAAGGAACGGUUUAUGAAGACUCGGGACCUGGGAGGCCUCUGAGCUGCUACAUGGAGGAGCCAGCCCCGUACACGGACAGCACAGGAGCUGCUGGCGGAGGGAACUGUAGGUUCCCGGAAACCCCUGGCCAGGAUCAGACCCUCCAGGUCCAGCGAUUGCGGGGUCCUGAUGUAAGAAGCCAUGUCCAGACCCCCCAAAAUAGGCCCCACGGUCAUCAGUCGCCAUCACCGGAUCUGCCUGAAGGCUACGAGCAAAGGACAACAGUACAGGGACAAGUUUACUUUUUGCAUACACAAACUGGGGUUAGCACCUGGCACGAUCCCAGGAUACCAAGAGACCUUAACAGUGUGAAUUGUGAUGAGCUUGGACCUCUGCCUCCAGGCUGGGAAGUUAGAAGUACAGUAUCGGGAAGAAUAUAUUUUGUAGAUCAUAAUAACAGAACCACGCAGUUCACAGAUCCAAGACUGCAUCACAUAAUGAAUCACCAAUGCCAACUCAAAGAAUCCAACCAGCCUCUGCAAGCCCCCAACGAGGGCUCGCUGGAAGACAGCGAGGAGCUGCCCGCUCAGAGAUACGAACGGGACCUGGUGCAGAAGCUCAAGUUCCUCCGGCACGAACUCUCCCUCCAGCAGCCCCAGGCUGGCCACUGCCGCAUCGAAGUAUCCAGGGAGGAAAUAUUUGAGGAAUCUUACCGUCAGAUAAUGAAGAUGAGGCCAAAAGACCUGAAGAAGAGGCUGAUGGUGAAAUUUCGGGGAGAGGAAGGCUUAGAUUAUGGUGGAGUGGCAAGGGAAUGGCUGUACCUUCUAUGCCACGAAAUGCUGAAUCCAUAUUAUGGCCUUUUCCAAUAUUCAACUGAUAACAUUUACACGCUGCAAAUAAAUCCUGAUUCCUCCAUCAACCCCGAUCAUCUGUCUUAUUUCCACUUUGUCGGUCGGAUAAUGGGGCUGGCCGUGUUCCACGGGCAUUACAUCAAUGGGGGUUUCACGGUCCCUUUCUACAAACAGCUGCUGGGCAAACCCAUCCAGUUAUCUGACUUGGAAUCGGUUGAUCCAGAGCUACAUAAGAGCUUAGUCUGGAUUUUAGAGAACGACAUCACUCCAGUUCUGGACCAUACCUUCUGUGUGGAACACAAUGCUUUUGGCAGAAUUCUGCAACACGAACUCAAGCCGAACGGAAGAAAUGUUUCCGUUACGGAGGAGAACAAGAAAGAAUAUGUCAGGCUGUACGUAAACUGGCGGUUCAUGAGAGGAAUUGAAGCCCAAUUCCUGGCUCUUCAGAAAGGUUUUAAUGAACUUAUUCCUCAACACCUCCUGAAGCCUUUUGACCAUAAGGAACUUGAGCUCAUCAUUGGUGGCCUAGAUAAGAUUGAUCUGAACGACUGGAAAGCCAACACGCGUCUGAAGCACUGCAUGGCCGACAGCAAUAUCGUCAAGUGGUUCUGGCAAGCGGUGGAAGCCUUUGAUGAGGAAAGGAGAGCGCGGCUGCUCCAGUUUGUCACAGGCUCCACGCGGGUCCCCCUUCAGGGUUUCAAGGCUUUGCAAGGCGCGGCAGGACCCAGGCUGUUCACUAUCCACUUGAUAGAUGCAAAUACAGACAACCUCCCAAAAGCUCAUACUUGCUUUAAUCGGAUUGACAUUCCGCCUUACGAGUCUUACGAGAAGCUUUACGAAAAGCUAGUGACCGCCGUGGAAGAGACCUGUGGCUUUGCGGUAGAGUGACCAGGCAACCAAAGGAAACCGAUAAUGGCUGAGCUCACGGACCACCAAAUCGAAAAAGCUGUAAGGAGAAGCUCGCUGUGAACUUCUUUUUUGUCCAAAGUG
Protobothrops mucrosquamatus (brown spotted pit viper) is the source of this 2328-nucleotide messenger RNA. It is a transcript of the gene SMURF1, whose product is annotated as SMAD specific E3 ubiquitin protein ligase 1. Bases 1 to 2226 code for a protein of 741 amino acids. The record is from RefSeq and is a predicted model, not a curated record. Gene Ontology annotation, biological process: ubiquitin-dependent protein catabolic process; negative regulation of BMP signaling pathway. Lineage: Eukaryota; Metazoa; Chordata; Lepidosauria; Squamata; Viperidae. The transcript has 18 exons. Gene Ontology annotation, molecular function: protein binding; ubiquitin protein ligase activity.